AUGACCACUCGGCGCAAAUACCGCCGAGUAAAGCUUCGAGAGACCUUAGAUUUGGCUGUGGCCUUCAAAAUCCUCCGGUCGAUUCUAAAAACCCCUCAAUAUGGGCGAUACGUUCGCCAUAUAGAGCUGAACCGAUCCCCAUCAGUAGGUUAUGGAAUCGUGCAGUUAUACACAGUGAAGCCCCCUCAGCGGUCCCUCCGGCCAAAAGACCAGGAGUGCUUGACUGCGGCUAUUCGGCGGGCCGGUUUUGAGUCUCCACAAGAAAAGGAAAAGAUGCUUAACAUCCUACUCCAAAAUCCGGCCAGCAUGGACCAUCAUGACCCGCGAACCCCGUUUCUCGCCCAGGCGUUGGCAGCGUUGUUGGUCAGCGUCUCGCCACUGUUGGAGUCACUGAAUUUCUGCCCUGUCGGCAAAGAACCUUCGAGGCUGUCGAAACUGACUGCUCAAGCCAAUGGUACUCCACUCCAAGAGACGGAUUAUUUCUUUAAGCAUUUCCUAGACCGUGCGAAUAGUUGCCCGCAGGAGACUAUGCCAUUUCUACAAUCUCUUCGCAAGGUUCGGUUCCUUGUCGAUGCUGAUACAAGUAUCUAUCGCUGGUUCUAUUACCAGCCCUAUGACUUAUACGGUAGCCUGAACUUGGUGCGCCGGCUGCCCGGAGUGGAAUCCAUCCGGGUCGACGCCAUUAUGGGCACGGAGAGUGCUAGUGUGGAGCCCCCACCCCAGUCAGCGAAUUAUACCAAAAUUACCAUUCGAAACUCCAGUUUGGAUUACCAUCAUCUGGUGCAGGUCAUCGAGUCAGCUAAACGGCUGGAAGAGUUUACCUAUGCGGUCGGUGGCCGAGGCUCAAGCGAUGGCUCAUUGAGUAUAUUCAGCCCAGAUCAUGUCCUUCGGGCCCUCCUCCUGCACGGUCAUUCGUUGCUGCAUCUGGAUUUGGAUGUGGAGGCAGAAACACCAUUGGCUGAGACCUUCGACCCCAGCCUAGGACAAGUUUUCUUUGCCAGUGACGGCCCAUCUUCCAGAUCUCACCCCGUUUAUCAACAGGAGUGGGCAGAAGAACUCCAGGAGCUCAAAGCAAAGGAUGACCCAGUCAGAUGUCGAUUAUCACCGUGCUCUCUUCGUGGGUUUACUGAACUGAAGAAUCUAAGCCUCGGCAUCCACCUCCUCUACUACUUGGCUCGAGGAAUUGGCUCCGACCAAGUGGAGGAUGCAUUAUUUUCAAUCGUGGAUCAUCUCCCACCAAGUCUUGAAUCACUCUGUAUUUAUGGGUACGAGAAGGGUAUGAAACCGCAGGUUAAGGGCCUUCCGGACGAUGUAUUUGAUAGGCAGCUGGAGAAUCUGCUUGCCGAGAAGGACAAGAAAUUGCCACGAUUGAUAUACAUUGAGGGGAUUGAUGAGUUGAUCGAAAACGCAACCACGGUGAAGCAGCCGCAGAACAACGAGGAUGAUCUUUGGGAGAGGGACACGGAUGACGAAUGGACCGAUCAUGAGUAUGAUUAG
Molecule: messenger RNA, 1497 nt
Organism: Aspergillus lentulus
Lineage: Eukaryota; Fungi; Ascomycota; Eurotiomycetes; Eurotiales; Aspergillaceae
Product: F-box protein
Molecular function (GO): protein binding
Source: RefSeq, a predicted model, not a curated record